Molecule: messenger RNA, 1311 nt
Organism: Hansenula ciferrii
Lineage: Eukaryota; Fungi; Ascomycota; Saccharomycetes; Phaffomycetales; Wickerhamomycetaceae
Gene: ENO1
Product: enolase
Exons: 1
Coding region: 1-1311 (436 amino acids)
Biological process (GO): glycolytic process
Cellular component (GO): phosphopyruvate hydratase complex
Molecular function (GO): phosphopyruvate hydratase activity; magnesium ion binding
Source: RefSeq, a predicted model, not a curated record
AUGGCUAUUCAAAAAGUUUUCGCUAGAUACGUCUAUGACUCUCGUGGUAACCCAACUGUUGAAGUUGAUUUAACCACUGACAAAGGUGUCUUCAGAUCAAUUGUCCCAUCAGGUGCUUCAACUGGUCAACAUGAAGCUUUAGAAUUAAGAGAUGGUGAUAAAUCAAAAUGGUUAGGUAAAGGUGUUUUAAAAGCCGUUGCUAACGUUAAUGAAAUCAUUGCUCCAGCUUUAGUUAAAGAAAAUUUAGAUGUUACCAACCAAGAAAAAGUUGAUGAAUUCUUAUUAUCUUUAGAUGGUACUCCAAACAAAUCUAAAUUAGGUGCUAACGCUAUCUUAGGUGUCUCUUUAGCUGCUGCUAAAGCUGCUGCUGGUGAAAAAAAUGUCCCAUUAUACCAACACAUCGCUGACAUUUCAAAAACUCCACAACCAUUUGUUUUACCAGUUCCAUUCCAAAACGUUUUAAACGGUGGUUCUCAUGCUGGUGGUGCUUUAGCCUUCCAAGAAUUCAUGAUUGUUCCAAACAAUGCUCCAUCAUUCUCUGAAGCUUUAAGAAUUGGUUCAGAAGUUUACCACAACUUGAAAUCAUUAGCUAAAAAAACUUACGGUCAAUCCGCUGGUAACGUUGGUGAUGAAGGUGGUGUUGCUCCAGAUAUUUCAACUCCAAAAGAAGCUUUAGAUUUAAUCGUUGCUGCUAUCAAGCAAGCUGGUUACGAAGGUCAAGUUUCUAUCGCUUUAGAUGUUGCUUCAUCAGAAUUCUACCACGAUGGUAAAUACGAUUUAGACUUCAAAAAUCCAAACUCAGACCCAACCAAAUGGUUAACUGGUGAACAAUUAGCUGAUUUAUAUGCUACUUUAGUUAAAGAAUACCCAAUUGUUUCAAUUGAAGAUCCAUUUGCUGAAGAUGAUUGGGAAGCUUGGACUCACUUCUUAAAGACUGUUGAUAUCCAAAUUGUUGGUGAUGAUUUAACUGUUACCAACCCAAUCAGAAUCAAAACCGCUAUUGAAAAGAAAUCUGCUAACGCUUUAUUAUUAAAAGUUAACCAAAUCGGUACUUUAACUGAAUCAAUCAAAGCUGCUCAAGAUUCUUACAAUGCUGGUUGGGGUGUCAUGGUUUCCCACAGAUCUGGUGAAACUGAAGAUACUUUCAUUGCUGAUUUAUCUGUUGGUUUAAGAUCUGGUCAAAUUAAGACUGGUGCUCCAGCUAGAUCUGAAAGAUUAGCUAAAUUAAACCAAAUCUUAAGAAUUGAAGAAGAAUUAGGUGACAAAGCUGUUUACGCUGGUGUUAACUUCAGAAAAUCUGUUGCUAUCUAA